AUGAAGGCCGAUGAAUGGAAAUCCUGGUGUCUGGUAUACUCUCCCGUUCUUCUGCGAGGCCGUCUUCCGGAUAUUUACCUGCGGAACUGGAUCUGCUUCGUCAACGCAUGCCAUCUUCUAUCAAGUCCGAGUAUUUCCACCGAGGAUCUGGAUGAGGCCCAUCGCUCUCUGGAGGCCUUCUGUGUGGAAUGUGAGGUUCUGUACGAUCUGGAUCUCCUUUUGCCAAAUAUGCAUCUCCAUUUGCAUCUAAAGGAGACAAUCGUCAGUUUUGGGCCAGUGUAUGGCUAUUGGUUGUUUAGCUUUGAGAGGUUCAAUGGCGUCCUCAAGAACUAUGCUACCAAUUGGAGGGAUGGCUUUGAGGCCACUUACAUGAGAAGAUACCUGGAAGAUGCAUAUAAGAGUGACCUUGCUCGUGCCAUCAUUCCUUGUAUCUGCCCAUCUCAUGCUGGUCUUCUUGUCGAGCUAAUUGGUUCAUCUGUUUUCUCUGCUUCCUUUGCUUUUUCCGCUUCCUUUGCUUCCUUUGCUUCCUCUGCUUCCUCUGCUUCCUCUGCUUCCUCUGCUUUUGUACUUGAUGAUUUCAUCGCAUCUGCAAACACAAACUUUGAUAUCACCAAAGGCAAUGAGCCUUUACCGCCUUCUACUUUUCCGUUGGAGCUGGAAAGGGAAACCAGUAUGAAGGAAUCCGAGUACCUGAACUUGUUGGCAUACUACCAGGAGACUUAUGAUGACCAGGCCCUCUGCCAUUAUUGCCAGCCUGGACCAGAUCAAAAGAUGGUCAAUAAUCGGAUUCAGAAAAUGAAAUCGAUUCAUCUUCUGGGACAGGUGUACAAAGGUGGUGAUGGUAUGGCCAAGCGCGGGUCAUACAUCCAGGCCCUUUUCCGAACAAGCAAUGACAGAUAUAUCAAUGCGUAUACUGGGCAGAUACAGUACCUCUUCGUAAACACUGCCACAAACUCGUUUGCUGGCCAUUUGAGUCGGCAUGUGUUUGCAUAUGUACGGUGGUAUAAAGAGACAAAAUUGCAGCCAAAAGUUAAUGAGGGUGUUGAAGUUAAUGAGAAGGAUUUUGUUGUAGAAAAUAUUGAGAGUAUUCUACCUGUGCAUAGGAUUCUUGUACCUGUGGCUAUUGGAGAACACAGAGGUGCGCGAGGUGCAAUCAAGAUGUGUAUUAUUCCGUUGUCUAGAAAAAUAUACAUUUAA
Phycomyces blakesleeanus NRRL 1555(-) is the source of this 1197-nucleotide messenger RNA. RefSeq lists its product as hypothetical. The transcript has a single exon. NCBI's taxonomy places the organism in Eukaryota, Fungi, Mucoromycota, Mucoromycetes, Mucorales, Phycomycetaceae. The coding region runs from base 1 to 1197 and encodes 398 amino acids. The record is from RefSeq and is a predicted model, not a curated record.